Messenger RNA from Pestalotiopsis fici W106-1, 1470 nucleotides. RefSeq lists its product as uncharacterized. The coding region runs from base 1 to 1470 and encodes 489 amino acids. Gene Ontology annotation, biological process: 'de novo' NAD+ biosynthetic process from L-tryptophan. NCBI's taxonomy places the organism in Eukaryota, Fungi, Ascomycota, Sordariomycetes, Amphisphaeriales, Sporocadaceae. Gene Ontology annotation, molecular function: metal ion binding; indoleamine 2,3-dioxygenase activity; heme binding. The record is from RefSeq and is a predicted model, not a curated record. Gene Ontology annotation, cellular component: cytoplasm. The transcript has a single exon.
AUGAUUCCUCCCAUCCCCAUUCUUGCCGAUUAUGGAAUCUCGCCAGAACAUGGCUUCCUUCCGGAUGUCCUGCCCUUGACGAGGCUCCCAGAUCCAUACUACAACAAGUGGGAGGCUGUCGCCGCCAACCUGCAGAGCUUGAUUCUGAGCAAGCGUCUUCGAGGAGUCAUUGACCGUCUUCCCGUCCUCUCAACCAUCGGUCUGGAACAUGAUGCAGAAUGGCGCAGAGCCUAUAUGCUCCUCACCUUUUUCGCGCACGGCUACAUUUGGGGAGGUGACACUCCUCAGGAGCGCGUGCCGCCCAGUAUCUCGGCCCCCUUGCUGAAGAUUUGCGAACAUCUCGAGGUUCCCCCCGUGUCUACCUAUGCAGCUUCUGUUCUCUGGAAUUUCAAGCCGCUCUUCGUGGACGAGAACAUUGAUGACCUCGACAACCUUGCCACCCUGACCACCUUUACUGGCUCCCUUGAUGAGUCCUGGUUCUACCUGGUCUCUGUAGCCAUUGAGGCUCGGGGUGGUCCCAUCAUCCCACUCAUGCUCGAAGCCGUUGCCGCCGCGCGCAAGGGCGAUGCUGCAACUGUGACACGUUGCUUGCAAGGCUUUGCUGAGCGUCUUGAUGACCUGGGAGAAUUGCUCCACCGCAUGCAUGAAAUGUGCGACCCUAGCUUCUUCUAUCGUCGCAUCCGCACAUUUCUGGCUGGCAGUAAGAACAUGGCCGAAGCCGGACUGCCCAAUGGUGUCAUUUGGGACGAUGGCACCGGCAAAUCCGACUAUGUCCAGUACUCUGGCCCCAGCAACGCGCAGAGCUCUCUCAUCCAGUUUUUCGACAUCAUCCUGGGCAUUGAGCAUCGCCCAACGGGUGAAAAGGCCGACGCGCCCGAAUCCGACCGUGAAGGACGGAUGCGAGGUCCCACCCACAACUUUAUCCAGGACAUGCGCCGCUACAUGCCUGGACCCCACGCUCGUUUCUUGAACGACAUUAGCUCUGUCGCCAACAUUCGCCAAUUCGUCGAGUCUCGUGCCCAGACUGAUCGUCCUCUUGCUCUGGCUUACGAUGCGUGUCUAGCUAUGCUCCGCUCUUUCCGCGACAUCCACAUUGCCAUUGUCACUCGCUACAUCAUCCUCCCGUCCCGGGAGAACCGAGCCCGCAGCCGCAGCCGUAGCCCCGAGGUUGUUAGAAGCCGCCAAAAUCUCGCGACUGCGUCCAAGAACGCCGCUCACAAAAAGGUCAAGGGAACUGGAGGCACCGCCCUGAUUCCCUUCCUGAAGCAGGCGCGUGACGAGACCAGCGAGCCCGCCGUCGAGAAGUGGACACAGAAGUACAUGAAUCGCGCCACUCGUUCCACUGGCCAGAACGACUUCUUCCUUGGUAAGGCCUCAGAGGAAGAGGUGGUGGACGAGCCGGUUGUUGAGCAUGGUUUGGCCGGCACAUGGAACAUUGAUGACGACGUUGGUGGUAUUUGUCUGUACUAG